GAGUUGAAUGAUCUCCUCAAAUUCCUAGGUGAAUUGAGGAAGCUUUUGCUCUUUUUGUCCAUUGCUUGCUUCACAGUGGAGUCUGCCUUUAAAUGCUUUUUACCCAACAAAGGUGUUUCCGGUUGCGACUAUUCUUUGUGCAAAUUUCAACCAGAUUGGCAGGAUGAUAUGACUUACUACUAUGAGGAAAUUUCUGGAGUCCACCUUUUUUGGUCACCACUUUCUAACAUAUCCAAUCCGUUUGCAUAUACAGUAUUUUUAAAAUGGGCUCCCAACUGUUGUGAGAAGUUAGAAAAAGUUUCAUCUCCUAUCAAUAGAACCCGGAGAUACAUGCUUAAACAUUUUCCUGUGACUAUAUGGGUAACAGCUAAUUAUUCCCAUGAAAGCUGUGUGACAACAAAGAACAUUACAAUCGUGCCUAGAAAAAUAGAAAAAUGCCCUUCACCUUUCAAUGUAAACACACAACAAUUAUUCAAUAAGCUAAUAAUAACAUGGGAGUCGCCACAAAAUAUACUAGAGUAUGAAUUGCAAUACAAGGAAGCAACGCAAAGAACCUCAUCCUGGAUACCGGUCUCCAUGGAAAUGAAAGCCUUUAAUGUUACUAUCUCUGGUGUAAACCCAGCAGCAUCCUACAUGGUUCGCCUUAGAUGCAUACCCAAGAAUAACCACUGUUCUGUUUGUCUUUGGACAGAAGAAACUAGUAUUCCAUAUAAGCUUACCAAAAAGCCUACAAUUUUGAAAAAUAUAACUAAAGAGAUCUCACCAGGAAAAAGAAGUUUCUUUCUUACAUGGGAGACUUAUGAAAGCAAGCAUACCAUUGGAUAUUUCAUACAUAUUAAGAGAAUUCUUGACUCCUUCCAUGGAAUAACAUAUCUCAACAUAAAGAAAACGUGCCUGCAUCUGAAUCUCUCAAUGGCAGCAUACGAUAUUAAAAUCACUGCCUAUAAUGAACACGGAAGCUCAUCCUCAAUGACAUACAGGGUUCCAGAUUUCGUAUCAACAUAUUCAGAUUUACCUGGUCAUCUCAUUAUUUCAAAUUGGCAAAAUUAUACUAUUAUAACCUGGAAUCUAAAAUAUAACCCUGAUUGCCUGGCUAUUGAUUGGGGCACUGGAAUAGAAGACAUGAAAUCUAAAAGUUUAUGUCAAAAUGAAACAAACGUAAUACUUGAUCACCUCCAACCUUAUCAGUUAUAUAAAGUAAUGCUGCAUGCAUUGGACCGCCGAAGCAAGGACUUAAUGAAAGAUGAACGGACACUGGCAGUGGCCAACUUCUACGCAGUGGAAGGAGUCCCCAGGAUAGGUCCAACUAAUGUAACAAUUUCAGCAGUGACCAAACGUUCAGCUGUUGUGAAUUGGACUGAGAUACCUACAAAAGAUUGCUUGGGUUUCCUUUUGGGAUACAGAAUUCACUACACAGAAGUCACAAACAGCAUCUCUUGGGCUGUUACUCUCAAUUCUUCAAUGAAACAGCACCGCUUGGCUGAUCUUAAGGCAAAUACCCAUUAUACAGUCCACAUUUCUGGCAUCACUAGAAAGGGAGAAGGAGCUCAAAGCCAGCCUCAGGAUUUUACUACCCUGAAAUAUGAUCAAGGAGAAUUUAAAGGAAUGGUUGUUGGCCUCUGUCUUGGCCUCAUAAUAAUUCCAGCUAUUACUAUCGCAAUUUGUUCCUCAGUACUGAAACGAUCAAGAAAAUUUUGCUGGCCACCUGUCCCAAAUCCGAGAGAUAGCCGUGCUAUGCAAGUUGCAGAAAGAACUUUUCCAGUGGCUCUCCUGAGACCCAGCUUACAACCAUUGCUUCCUUCAGCACCACUGAACGAAGCUGAUAAGCUUUAUGUGAUAAAGGAUGAUUUGGAAGCAUUUCCUCCAACAAGUCCAGCAACUGGGAGAGUUUCCACGGAGUAUUCUGAAGCAGUUGUACGGGAAAAGGAAGUAACACUUCCCAAGCCUCAUAACAGAGUAAAUGCCAGUGAGAAGGCAAAGGCAGGCCUUCACCUUGAUUAUAUUGGUAUGGAAUUCAGUCACAAAGCCAUGCAGCAGCUUUCAGAGAAUCUGCCUAUGAAAAAGGUCCAUCUCUAACAGGAGUUGUCCAAAACCUCAGGAAGCAAAGAAGAAUCACCGGUAUCUUGCUGUUCUUGAGAUCCUGUGAGGUAAAGCUGAUGAUGCUUCAGGCAGUAAGCCGAUCGUCAGAAAGUAUAUCAAAAUAUGAGCAAAAGCCUCUUAUCACUAGAUGGAGGAAAUGUAAUUAGAAUUCAUAUUGGCAUAAGUAGCAAUUGUUUGAUAGAUUAUAAUCAGACAAUCUUAUUGAAAUUAUUUCAUUAUAUUUCAUAUAUCAUUGGGAAGGAUCUAAUUAUAAUACAUCUGAGUUUAAGCUCCACCAUACAAUUAUAUUAAUUUCUACUAUGGGAAUUUAAUUAUUUUUAAGCCUAAUGAUUUUUUACUUGAAGCAAUUCAGCACUAUAUUUCUAGAGGGAUGUUGUGAGAUAUUGAAGCCAUCCCUCCCUAGUUUAAAGGCAUUGGCACUAUCUUGGUCCAUUCUUUGCACAUGCUUUUUUCUAAUGUACGUUAUGCCCAAUGUUUUUCACACUGCAGUUCUAUUUGUAGCAAUGUAGCAAAAAAGCUAUUUUCAAAUUGUGCUAUUCAAGUUGUCAAAGCUUGAACAAUUUCAAUUAACGUAACAGUAGUCUGAAAUAAAGGCCACAUUGCUUUUGAUCCCUGUAUUACUUUAUAUGAAGGUAAACAAAUGCUAACAGAAAUUAAUAUAUCAAAUACCUGUAUUAAUAUUUUUGCAAUGAACCAUACUGUCUUUUUUAGCUAAGCUUACCAAUUGUUCGUUCCUGAAGCUCUCUCGAUAUGAAUAAAGUCACUUAUUAGUUAAUAUUUACCAAUCAAAAGAAUUCAUGCUAUUUGGAAGUGGCUUGAUAGCAGAAUGUGUGGUAAGGCAGUGGAAAUUAAAACCAGUACAGUAUUUUUCAUGCUUUCGAGUUUAACUCCCCUACUCCUCCGUUGUGUUAUGACUUUAUCUUUGAUGGCAGUGUGGAAUAAUUAUUUAUAUUGCUAGAACUCUUGGAAGUGUAAGGUAAAUCGCCAGCUUAAUUGUUCUAACAUGUUUCAAAGUCCCAUAAGGAUCUAAAACUACCUUCUAUUCCCAGUACCUUGUCAGCAACAUUUAGCAAAGUUAGCUUCUUUGGCACCUGUGCUCUUUCCACAUUAACUCAAGAUGCUAUGGCAGGCCACAAGGUCAUCAUACCCACCCAUUGUACAAUCCUUGUUAUCUCCAAAUCCGUCAUGUCUGUAUCUGACAUUAAAGACAAGAUUAUUCUACAACCUUGAUCUACACAUUUGUGGUUAUAAUGCAUGAGGCAGAAAGAUAGGCUGUGUCCUUGCUAACAAUUUUAUGGAAAUUUUAAAAAAGUAAAUUCAACUUGAUAACUUAUGUGUUUUAAACUGACAGCAUUAUACUGUACUAUACAAGACCUUUUUGUCACAUUGAAAUAAAUUUGUAUA
Molecule: messenger RNA, 3504 nt
Organism: Pantherophis guttatus
Lineage: Eukaryota; Metazoa; Chordata; Lepidosauria; Squamata; Colubridae
Source: RefSeq, a predicted model, not a curated record